Amphimedon queenslandica is the source of this 1461-nucleotide messenger RNA. RefSeq names its product cerebellar degeneration-related protein 2-like. The record is from RefSeq and is a predicted model, not a curated record. Bases 56 to 1186 code for a protein of 376 amino acids. The transcript has 3 exons. Lineage: Eukaryota; Metazoa; Porifera; Demospongiae; Haplosclerida; Niphatidae.
GUUGAGGGUUAAUUAUUCAUAGAAAGGUCUGUCUUCCUAUAUCUUCAAAGAGACAAUGGAAGUUUAUGGUAACGGCUCUAGCGACCUCUCCAUCAGUGAUCCAGACCUAGAGAGACAACUAGUGGCGCUCAAUGAGAACAAAGAGAUGGAAGAAGAACUUCAUCUAGCAGCAAUAUUGGGUAAGACACUGCUAGAGAGGAACACAGAGCUAGAGGAACAAGUGAAAAAAUUAGAGGAACACAUCGAUGAGACUUUACUAUCAAAUCGAAAUUUAACUACUCAAUUAUCAAACACUAAGGAAGCAUUGAGACAAGCUAAUAGCUCAUGUGAGAGCUUGGAACAGAAACUGGAAGAGACGGAACGCGAGAACAGAGAACUUAAAACAACGAACUUGAGGCGUCAAGUAACCAUCGAUUUGAAGACUAAAAUCAUCAAUGACCUUCAUGACAGGCUGGAGGGUUUUGAGAGAGAACUGAGCGAAAUGAAGACGCUAAAAUCAAGAGAUGUACCUGAUGGUGCCUCAAAUAAACCCUCUUCUAAUAAUGACAGCUGCAGGGACUUGACUCGUCUGAAUCACGAUGAGUUAUUGAAAGAGCAUUAUGAGAUCGUGGAGGAUUUAUCGAUUAAACUUCAAAACACAAACUACCAGAAGAACAAGACACAGACCCUCCUUGACACAGUAAAGACAGAGAAUGCUAAACUUUCCGAACUACUUGAAAGGACAGAGCUGGAAAAUAUCGAACUGCGCAGCCAUGUGUCUGCUCUUGAAGAGAAGCUCCUAAACUUGAGUACAUCAGAGCCUGUUACUCCUUCUCUCCCUCCCACCAGUCCCCCAAAAACUUUCUUUGCCAGAUACCCAUCGGAAGAGAGUCCUUCUUUUAGCCGAGUGACAACCCUCCAUACGGAACUACUGGUUGAUUAUCAGACCAUGAAGGAGCAGUAUGACUACAUGGUGUCCAACUGUCGCUGUGAAUCCAAAUCACAUAUGAACCUUGAAGAUGGAGACACUACUAAAGAUGAUGUGCAGCGUAGUGGUGUUGAUGGUAAAGAUAAGAAGAACAAGACCGAAGGAGGUAGUGUUGUUAAGGAGUCGUCUCUUAAAGAUUUAUUUCAAGAGGUGUACGCAACACUAAAAGCAACUACUGUAGUAGCAGAUAGACUGAUUGAGAAACGGAAUCAUAAGUAACGAAACUGGACACCAUUUGAUGAUAGUAUAUUAUUAUUAUGAUUAAUGUAAUAUAUAUAUAUAACAAUUAUUUUAAUCAUCAGGUAUCAAAACUGACAUUAUUAUCAAUUAAAUGUAUUAUUAUCACCAUUAUUAUUACUGGUAUUAUUAUUAUUAUUAUUAUCAUUCACGACACAUUGAUUUAUUAUGACUAUUAAUCAUUAUUAUUAAUUAUUAAUUAUUAUUGUAAGUUAUUUCUAAUAUGGAGACUAUUAGUCGUCUGUCGUAAUAAAAAA